AAGGAAUUGGUGGGUGAGCCGAGAGGAGAGAAUCGAAAGGGGCGUGUAAGGGCUCUCACCGCCGGGGGCAUCCAACGACCACACAGAGCCACACGUAAAGAGAUUGAGAGGGGGAUUUAUACGCCAACAAGCACAAAUCCUCAAUCUUCGAUUUUGGUUUAUGGCGGCCGCGGGUAGGGCCUUCCUGAUCUCCAAAUUCGACCUCUCACUCAAGCCACUGCAACCAUUACCGCCGCCGCUUCUCUUCUCUCAUCAGCUCAUCGUCCGGCCGGCUCUCCCCGCCGUCGCCGCGAGGAGGCGCUCCUCUGGCGCCGUUCUUGGCUGCCUUGUCUCCGGCGUGGACGGCGGCGGAGUCUCCGAUGACUUUGUCUCCACGAGGAAGUCUGGAUUCGAUCGGGAGUUCUCCGUAAUUGCUUCUAUGCUCAAGAGGAUUGAGCCUCUUGACAAUUCGGUUAUCUCCAAGGGCGUUUCCGAUUCUGCCAAGGACUCCAUGAAGCAGACUAUCUCUACCAUGCUAGGGUUGCUCCCCUCGGAUCAAUUCUCUGUCACGGUCAGGGUUUCGAAGCUUCCUCUGGAUCGCCUGCUCAUGUCUUCCAUAAUCACCGGGUAUACCCUGUGGAAUGCGGAAUAUCGGAUUUCAUUGAUGCGGAAUUUUGAUAUAUCGACGGAUCGUUGGAAAAAGUCAGAUUAUGCGGGCGAAGAGGAAAGUUCGAAAGAGAAGUGCGAGGAGGGUGAAAGUGAGUCCAGUGACGAUAAGGUUGCUGGUUGUGCUGAAGAUUUGGAGAAUUUUAACCUUCAAAGUCUCGGGGAUUUGUCUCCCAAGGCUCUGAAAUAUAUUCAGCAGCUGGAAUCUCAGCUGUCUACUGCUAAGAAACAUAUGUUGUUGCAGGAGCUGGAUGCCAGGAAACAGGAAAACAUGCAAAUGGAAUGCAUUAGAGAAAGUAACAAUGAUUUGUUGAAUUAUUUACGGUCCUUGGAUCCUGAUAUGGUGACUGAACUAUCUCAGCCAUCAUCAUUAGAGGUUGAAGAAAUUAUUCACCAACUCGUUCAAAACAUAUUGAAGAAAUUCUUCAAAGAUGAUUCUAGCACUGAUUUUGUUGGAGAUUCAGCUAUGGACUCACAAAAGGGCGAUGAAGAACCGUGCAAUACCAUAGGGACUUCUAGGGAUUACCUAGCGAAGCUUCUUUUCUGGUGCAUGUUGUUGGGUCAUCACUUGAGAGGCCUGGAGAACAGAUUGCAUCUGAGUUGUGUUGUUGGGUUGUUGUAGGUGAAGAAAGCGGAAAGAAGGAUGUAUAUUCCCUUUUCUUUUUUUUGGGUUAAUUUUCUUGUCAAUUUUUCUGUUCAUAUUCACACCUGUUAUUUUUAUUAAGAAAAGAAACUUUUACA
Molecule: messenger RNA, 1386 nt
Organism: Diospyros lotus (date-plum)
Lineage: Eukaryota; Viridiplantae; Streptophyta; Magnoliopsida; Ericales; Ebenaceae
Exons: 5
Coding region: 161-1267 (368 amino acids)
Source: RefSeq, a predicted model, not a curated record